AUGAACCCCAACGUACGACUGUAUCUGUUGUUUACGGUCUUGUGGCGUGUGACCGGCUCGCUCUCGCUCCGCAACGUCAUGUCCAUCUACGUCUACUUGCUCUCGGGCGGAUCCAACUCGACGGUGGGGCUCAUUUCGGGCCUCAACGGAGUGGUCAACCUCGCGCUGGCGCUGCCUGCCGGGUACUUUGCGGACAAGGUGUCGCGGCAGCUGCUGCUGCGGAUUGCCGGCGGAGUCGGGGUGGCGGCGACGCUUGUGACGGUGGUGGCUGUGGCGACGGACAAGAUCUGGCUCUUCUACGCCUUUAAUGCGCUCUGGGGCGCGUUUGAAGGCCUGCAGUCGGCGCCGCUCUCGGCACUAUUUGCCGACUCGGUGCCGACGGGCGGGCGGUCGGGCAUUUUCUCGGCGCAGUAUGCGAUCUCGGAGGGCUCCGAGUUUGUGGGCCCACUGCUGACGGUUCUCCUCUUUGCAGGGCUCGGUAACGAUUGGGAGGCUGGGCCGAUGCGGGUGGUCAUGUACCUGGGCAUGGUCUUUGGCCUGGCCUCGUCGGCUUGCUUGUACUUUUUCGCCGACGAUGUGGCGCUCGGGCUCGACUCUGAGGCUGUUAGUCUCGACGCUGUUCCGCUCGACGGCGAGGAGCAGGAGGAGGAGGAAGAAGACGACGAUGGUGAUCUUGUGGGUGACGUAUCAAGUGAUGGGGCCGAGCUGGCGCUGCUUGCGACACGAGGUGACGUCGCUGGCGAUGCGGAGGUCUGUGUGGUGGAAGGGACCAGGGCAGGAGCUGCGCGGCAGCGGACAACGUGCUUUGGGUUGCUCACGCCACGUGCAGUGCCGUUUCUGCUCGUAGCAACGGACCUGUGCUUUGCGUGGGGUGCCGGGAUGACUGUGGCGUACUUUUCGCUGUGGCUCACCAACGAGUACCAUCUCUCGCCGAUCGGGCUCUCGCUGGUGGUCAUUGCCGGGUGCUUUGCCACGAUUGCGUCCACGACGGGUGCACAGCGGAUCUCGCAGUGGUUUGGGCGGCUGCAAACGUCAAUCACGUUCAAGUUUUCGGGCAUUGCUUGCCUCGUCACGCUCUCGAUCAUCCAGCCGCUGUGGCUCAUUGUGGUGCUGUUUGUGGUGCGUGUGGCGUUCGCGCGUGCGGGCGUCCCGCUCGACCGGUCAAUUGUGAUGGACGUGGUGAGCAAGGAGAUGCGCGGGCGGUGGAACACGUUUGAGGCCAUCGGCGCAGUCUCGUUCACGGGCUCGGCCGUGAUCGGCGGAUACUUGGUCGACGCGACGUCGUAUCGGACCACGUUUCUUAUUACGGCAGCACUGUACAGCGCUGGGACCUCGAUCCUCAUCCCGAUCCUGCCGUUUGUGCCGCGGUCCGAGAAGGUGCUGCGGAUGUCGACCGGGUAUGCUGCAGUGGGCGAGGGUGAGGGCGAGGGCCAAGCUGACGGCGGAACGAGCGGGGGCAGUGAACUCGAGGAUGACUGA
Thecamonas trahens ATCC 50062 is the source of this 1479-nucleotide messenger RNA. Its product is annotated as major facilitator superfamily transporter. The record is from RefSeq and is a predicted model, not a curated record. The coding region runs from base 1 to 1479 and encodes 492 amino acids. Gene Ontology annotation, molecular function: transmembrane transporter activity. Gene Ontology annotation, biological process: transmembrane transport. The transcript has a single exon. NCBI's taxonomy places the organism in Eukaryota, Apusomonadida, Apusomonadidae.